This is a messenger RNA of Phialemonium atrogriseum, 1532 nucleotides long. Its product is annotated as WSC domain-containing protein. The record is from RefSeq and is a predicted model, not a curated record. Bases 1 to 1452 code for a protein of 483 amino acids. The transcript has 6 exons. Lineage: Eukaryota; Fungi; Ascomycota; Sordariomycetes; Cephalothecales; Cephalothecaceae.
AUGAAGUCCCUUCACCGCAAUGGCGCGCUCCGGCUCGCCGUCUUGUUCCAAGCUCUUGUUCCAAGUUUGGUGUCGGCUCAGGACCAGGCCGACUGUCAACCAUACCGAUGGAAUUCCAGCGGGCUCAAAAUGCUCCAGGACCCCGCCGACCCGUUGCCUACCCAGGGAACCCCCAUCCCAGUCACCAUGGCGCAGCGGUACAGCAUCUCCAACGACGUGCUCUUCAAUCUGAACCCAAGCCUCGCACGCGACUGCAGCAACGUGCAGCCGGGAACGGACUACUGCGUCAGGGGCUUUAUCGAGCCGGUCAGAGCCUUCGACGGCCAGUGCGGCCCUCCUAACAACAAUGCCACCUGCUUGGGCACCGACAAGCAGUGCUGCAACUCGCAGACAUGGACCUGCGGCGACUCGACGGUCGACUGCGCUCCUGGUACGUGCUACGAAGGCGCCUGCGACGGCGAUCUCAUCUACAGCACCGAUGGCACAUGCGGCCAGGACCACGGCCUCCGCUCCAUUGGCGGCCAGUGCGGCACGGGGCCUGCGUACUGUGGCCUGUUCACGUGCCAGGAAGGCGACUGCGACAUCUGGAAGGAGGACCAACAGCCCGAAGGCACCCCGUGGACCCCCGACGGCACCUGCGGCGGCGCCGAGGGCUACCGGUGCUCGCCCGAGUGGGGGCGGUGCUGCAAUGUCAACGGCAUCUGCGGCGAGAACCCGGCCGACUGCUAUCUCGAGCGUGGGUGCCAGUCCGCGUUCGGAAUCUGCGCCUCCAACUCCGCCACCGACCCCGGCAGCAGCUCCAUCCCCAUCAGCUCCACCAGCCCCACCCCGACCCCCACCCCCACCAGCCCCGGGGGGCCAGCCUUCGUCCCAGGCUGCUUCCGCGAGCCCGACGGCACCCGCGCGCUGGCGGACCAAGUGGCCGACGACAACAUGACGAUCGAGCAGUGCCUGACCGCAGCGGCGGGCCGCACCUUCGCGGGCGCCGAGUACGGGCGCGAGUGCUGGAUGGGCAACUCCCUGCGCGGCGCCCUGACCCAAGUCGACGAUAGCAACUGCCAGAUGCUCUGCGGCGGCAACGCCCUCCAAUACUGCGGCUCGGGCAACCACCUGGUGCUGUACUCGACCGGCGGGGCGCAGCCCGUGCCGCCGUCCCACCCGCCCACCGUCAGCGGCUUCAACUUCGUCGGGUGCAUGACCGAGCCGCCAGCGGGGCGCGCCUUGGACGCCAGCAUGCUGCCCGACGACAAUAUGACGCUCGAAAUGUGCGCCACCCACUGCGCGGCGUACAACUACUUUGGCGUUGAGUUCGGCCGUGAAUGCUACUGCGGAAAUGCUAUCAAUCAAGGAUCGGUGGCGGCGCCGUUGACCGACUGCAACAUGCCCUGUCCUGCCAACCGUUUCCAGUGGUGUGGCGCGGGUAACCGGCUCUCUGUCUAUGCUAAACCGUAAUUAGGGGUUCUAUAAAGAUUACUUGAUAAUCUAACUCCAAACCUAUAUAUUAAGGUAACCACAAUAGUGAUGACUAAGCG